CAUCAGAAGAAGUGGAAUAUUCAUCCUGAUGGAUAGAUAGAAAGAUCACACACAGAGAUCCAUGAUGAGUUUAUAUAAUGGAUAAUUCCCAUGAAACACCCUCCAUUAAGGAGCUGGAAAAAAUACUGUUUGGAGGGAAGAAAAGUGGAAAUCAUGUGGAUGAAGUUUGGCCCAACUUGUUCUUGGGUGACAUGUCUGCAGCCAAUGAUCGGUUCAUUCUGUGGAAGCUGGGCAUCACUCACGUCUUAAACGCAGCCCAUGGAAAGAUGCAUUGCCAGGGCAGCCAUGAGUUUUACGGAUCAGCAGUCGAGUACUAUGGAGUCCCAGCAGAUGAUUCACCAUCAUUCAACUUGUCUGUUUAUUUCCACCCUUGUGCUGAUUAUAUUCAGAAUGUUCUCAACUAUUCAGGGGCACGGAUUUUGGUUCAUUGUGCUGUGGGAGUGAGUCGCUCCGCUUCUCUGGUUCUGGCAUAUCUCAUGAUCCAUCAGCACUUAUCACUACUGGACGCUAUUAAAACUAUCAAACAACAUCGAUGGAUUUUCCCAAAUCGAGGAUUUCUCAAACAACUACGGGCCCUUGAUGGGACUCUGCGCUGUGUAAAGUGAUUUUUAGGAUAGAAGAUAACAUUCCAGUUUAAACCUGUGAUGAUACAGGAGAUCUUUACAGGUUUUGGGAUUCUGUUCUCACUGAUAGCCAUAUAUAUUAGAAAUCAUGGACGGUCCUGAAAUUGUCAUCGUAGAUGCAUCGUAGACAUCAUCUAAAAAAAAUCCAGAAAUCACAAUGUAUGAUUUUUUAACUAUUUAUUUGUAUGAUACAGCUGCAAAUAAGUAUUUGAACACCUGAGAAAGUCAAUGUUAAUAUUUGGUAUAGUAGCCUUUGUUUGCAAUUACAGAGGUCAAACAUUUCCUGUAGUUUUUCACCAGGUUUGCAGGAGGGAUUUUGACCCACUCCUCCACACAGAUCUUCUCUAGAUCAGUCAGGUUUAUGGCCUGGCGCUGAGAAACACAGAGUUUGAGCUCCCUCCAAAGAUUUUCUAUUGAGUUUUGGUCUGGAGACUGGCUAGGCCACACCAGAACCUUGAUAUGCUUCUUACAGAGCCACUCCUUGGUUAUCCUGGCUGUGUGCUUCGGGUCAUUGUCAUGUUGGAAGACCCAGCCUCCACCCAUCUUCAAUGCUCUAACUGAGGGAAGCAGGUUGUUGUCCAAAAUCUUGCAAUACGUCGCCCCAAUCAUCCUCUCC
This is a messenger RNA of Paramisgurnus dabryanus, 1239 nucleotides long. The record is from RefSeq and is a predicted model, not a curated record. Lineage: Eukaryota; Metazoa; Chordata; Actinopteri; Cypriniformes; Cobitidae.